Messenger RNA from Komagataella phaffii GS115, 1923 nucleotides. Its product is annotated as Ferrioxamine B transporter, member of the ARN family of transporters that specifically recognize sid. Bases 1 to 1923 code for a protein of 640 amino acids. Gene Ontology annotation, biological process: siderophore transmembrane transport. The transcript has a single exon. The record is from RefSeq and is a predicted model, not a curated record. Lineage: Eukaryota; Fungi; Ascomycota; Pichiomycetes; Pichiales; Pichiaceae. Gene Ontology annotation, molecular function: siderophore-iron transmembrane transporter activity.
AUGAAAUUUAAUAUUUUUAACAAGAAUCGGAAAGAGAGCCCGUCAAGUUCUCCGGAAAGCCAAACUACUGAUGAAGAAGCCCACAUACCAGUACUCCCUGGUGUUGCUCGUGCGGAAAUGCUUCGUCAUGCUUGGUCAAAAAAGUCCCUUAUAGUCGCCUACGCUGCCCUUUUCUUUGCUGCGUUUGUAUUCCAGUUCUGCGGAGUCACCGUUAAAUCUUACACUCCAUACGCCACAUCCUCGUUCAGACAGCAUUCUAUGUUAACUACGGCAGCAGUCGUUUACAAGAUUGUGUGUGUCAUUACGCUUCCAUUUGUUGCCCGAAUAGCAGACUGCUUUAGCAGGGUGUCAGGGUUCUUUAUUGCCCUAAUCUUUCUAAUCGCUACUUACAUUAUGUUUGCUGCCUCUAAGAACGUUGGAAUGUACUUGGCUUCCGAAAUCUUCUUGGGCAUCGGUAAAGUUUCUUAUGUCAUGAUGGAGAAGGUGUUUGUGGCUGAUACCACUCAGAUCUUGAAUAGAGGAUUGUGGACCGCUCUGCCAACAGCUGUUGCUUCCAUUCCUACCCUUUACAUCUCCUCUAUUGUGGCAGAGAAAGUGUUGGAUCACUCCACUUGGAGAUGGGGUUAUGGAAUGUGGGCUAUUAUUACACCUGUUUCUCUAGCUCCAUUGAUCUUUAUUAUGUGGAGAUUGGAUAGGAAAGCCCAAAAGUAUGGUAUCACCCAUAACAUUAAGGCCUCUUUAAACCUUCCUGAGGGCAGUUGGUACAAGAAACUGGCCCACUUGUUGUAUGUUGAGCUGGACAUUGUUGGAGGUUUGCUGAUGCUUGCUGGACUCUCCCUCUUCUUCCUGCCCUUUACCCUCACAGGUUCUGCAUCGAUUUUAGAUUGGGAUGAAGCCACCACUAUUGUCCUUUUGGUUCUUGGAUUUGUUGUUUUAGGGAUAUUCGUUUUCUGGGUUCUCUCUAAAUUCCCACAAAGACCAUUCAUUAGUGUGAGUAUAUUGAAAAAUCCUUCGGUUCUGAUGGCAUGCACAUUGCCACUUUUUGAUACUAUUAAUAGUUCGACAUCGGGGGCUUACUAUUCCUCCGUAUUGCAAGUUUCAGGUCACUUUACAGUUGGUGAAGCUGCCAGAAUCACCAGAGCCUCAAGAGUCUGUCAACUGGUGGGUUCGGUCCUGGUCGGUAUUUUGAUAAAAUACACAAGGACAGCAAAAAUUUUUAUGAUUUCUGGAAUAUCUUUGAUUGUUAUUACUCAGGGAUUCUUUUGUUAUCUUUCUGAUCACAAUGGUCAAUUUGGUUCAGAACUUCAUUGGACUGUAAUUCAAGUCUUCGAAGGUUUUGGAAGAGGUUUCUACAACAUUCCAACAAUAAUUUCAGUGCAAGCUAACUCAGAUCCAUCACAGAUUGCUCCAUCCAUUGCAAUGUUUACCAUGUUUAGCCAAAUGGGUGCGGUAAUCGGAAACUCGAUCGCAGCGUCAGUUUGGAACGAACUUGUGAUCAAAAGAUUGACACAGUAUCUUCCAGAAGGGUCUAAAAGUAGUGCUACAAGUAUUUUUGGAAGCAUCAAGGUUGCACUUGGAUACAAACAAGGGACUCCAGAAAGGGAGGCUAUCGAUAGGGCGUACAGGGAGGUUUUGCAGAAACAAGGAUACAUUUCACUCGGGUUCCUUCUACCAGCUCUCAUUAUAGUAUUUUUUAUUAAAGGUUUUGAUCCAACACAGAGAACAUCUGUCAAUGUUGACGACAAUGGAGAAGUGGUAUUGAGGACAGCUACUGGAAAGAACGGUGAAGGACCACAGUUUCAUACCAUAUCUUCUAACUUAUCUUCUUCUUCAUCUGCUUCUGAUCUGUCGGAAGAGAAAGAUGGCACUAGCGCCGCUUCAAAAGAGAAGAACAGUCUAAGUACUGAACCUGAGCGCAAGUAA